Bicyclus anynana (squinting bush brown) is the source of this 10561-nucleotide messenger RNA. Its product is annotated as ecdysone receptor. Gene Ontology annotation, cellular component: nucleus. Gene Ontology annotation, biological process: ecdysone receptor signaling pathway; cell differentiation; negative regulation of transcription by RNA polymerase II. Gene Ontology annotation, molecular function: ecdysone binding; RNA polymerase II cis-regulatory region sequence-specific DNA binding; zinc ion binding. The transcript has 7 exons. The record is from RefSeq and is a predicted model, not a curated record. The coding region runs from base 421 to 2064 and encodes 547 amino acids. NCBI's taxonomy places the organism in Eukaryota, Metazoa, Arthropoda, Insecta, Lepidoptera, Nymphalidae.
CUCGACCGUGGCAGUGAGUAGUGAGAGCGGCCGCGUCGCUUGUUCGUUGCGCUCGCUCUACGUACUUCGUUGACGACGGUCGCACGCGUGGAUCGUGUUGUAAAUUCCCAUCAAAGUUCGCGGUAACUUAUUGCGAUUUCAAAUCAUCGCACCGUGCAAAUUCUUAGAGCUUUCAUUUCAGUAGUGCAAAGUGCCAGCAAGGGAUUCCCUGUGAAAUAUAAAACUUGAAAUCUUAUUGGAGUGAACCCGAAGCCGGUCGGCCGGCGAGAAACGAUUCGUUUCGGUUUCGACGCCGCGCUAGUGGAUGUUAAUGUUUACAGCGUUAGAUAGUUGUAGUGCGAAGCAAAAGUGAAGUGUUGGAGGAGCGUAGGAUGUCCGUCGGCAGUCGAGGAACCGAGGGCGUGUGACACGCUCUUCGACAUGAGACGCCGCUGGUCUAACAACGGAGGCUUCCCCCUGCGUAUGCUGGAAGAGAGCUCCUCGGAAGUGACUUCGUCGUCUGCGCUGGGGUUGCAAGCGGCUAUGGUGAUGUCGCCGGAGUCCCUCGCGUCCCCGGAGUACGGAGGGCUGGAACUCUGGGGCUACGAGGACGGCAUGACGUACAACCCGGCUCAGACGCUGCUCGGCAACGCAUGCACUAUGCAACAGCAACAGCAACAAAUACAACCGCUGCCGUCGAUGCCUCUGCCGAUGCCGCCCACAACACCCAAAUCUGAGAACGAAUCUAUAUCAUCAGGUCGCGAGGAGCUGUCGCCAGCGUCAAGCGUGAAUGGCUGCAGCACAGACGGCGAGGCCCGACGGCAGAAGAAAGGCCCGGCGCCGCGGCAGCAGGAGGAGCUAUGUCUCGUCUGCGGCGACAGAGCCUCCGGAUACCAUUAUAAUGCGCUCACAUGUGAAGGAUGUAAAGGUUUCUUCAGACGGAGUGUCACAAAAAAUGCGGUGUACAUAUGCAAAUUCGGGCACGCGUGCGAAAUGGACAUGUACAUGCGGAGAAAAUGCCAGGAGUGCAGGUUAAAGAAAUGCCUCGCGGUCGGCAUGAGGCCCGAGUGCGUGGUGCCGGAGAACCAGUGCGCGAUCAAGAGGAAAGAGAAGAAGGCGCAAAGGGAGAAGGACAAACUGCCAGUCAGCACAACCACAGUAGACGAUCACAUGCCGCCCAUAAUGCAGUGCGAUCCGCCGCCGCCUGAAGCUGCUAGAAUUCUGGAAUGUUUGCAGCACGAAGUCGUGCCGCGGUUCCUAUCCGAAAAGCUCCUGGAGCAGAACAGGCUAAAGAACAUCCCUCCACUAACGCCGAACCAGCAGUUCUUAAUCGCGAGGCUCGUGUGGUACCAAGACGGUUACGACCAGCCUUCAGAGGAAGAUCUCAAAAGGGUUACACAGACUUGGCAGGCAGACACAGAAGAAAUCGGCGAGGCGUCCGACCUGCCCUUCCGUCAGAUCACCGAGAUGACAAUCCUGACGGUGCAGUUGAUCGUCGAGUUCGCCAAAGGCCUGCCAGGGUUCGCGAAGAUCUCCCAGCCCGACCAAAUCACACUUCUAAAGGCGUGUUCGAGCGAGGUGAUGAUGCUGCGCGUGUCGCGGCGGUACGACAUGUCGACUGACAGCGUGAUGUUCGCCAACAACCAGGCGUACACGCGCGAGAUCUACAACAAGGCGGGCUUCGGCUACGUCAUCGAGAACCUGCUGCACUUCUGCCGGUGCAUGUACGCCAUGUCGUGGGACAACGUGCACUACGCGCUACUGACGGCUGUGGUCAUCUUCUCAGAUCGGCCCGGCCUCGAGAACCCGCAGCUAGUGGAGGAGAUCCAGCGGUACUACCUGAACACGCUCCGAGUGUACAUACUGAACCAGCAGAGCGGCUCCACGCGGUGUCCCGUGGUGUACGGGAAGAUUCUGUCCGUACUGUCGGAGUUGCGCUCCCUGGGGAUGCAGAACUCCAACAUGUGCAUCUCCCUCAAGCUGAAGAACAGGAAGCUGCCCCCAUUCCUGGAGGAGAUCUGGGACGUGGCGGACGUGAACUCGGCGCAACCGCCGCCCGUGUUCGACCACGCCAGUGACCUCUAGCCCCCGCGUGCGCCCCGCCACACACCGAACGUUACGUUACGCGAACGCGUAACGCCGCGCGGCCUCUAAGACCUCCAUCCAGAAAGUGCGAAUUCACCGCAAAUCCUCACACGCGAAUUUGCUUUAAUACAAGUAUAUACGCUAAAUUCUCGCGCGACGAUUCGCGGCGAAUUCGCUCAUUCUGGACACUGGUCUAAGCUUUACUUACACGGGCUUUCGUUCCGCAUCUUCGUACUAUCCUGCGUUAUUUCGAUGUGUUCGUAUAAGGAGAAAUGUCACAGUUACCGUUAUAUGCCAUCGUUUCCCCCGAUAUUCCUUUUCGUUUAGUUGUUUCUAGUGUAAUCAAAUAGUUCAUAGACAAUAAUCUGAACUGAUAAAUGCGUAUUUGUCACAUUAUCUAGUUCUUUUGUUAAAAUACUAGCAACGAAGAUGUAGCAACUGAAAUAUGCAAAUGUUAGAGGGAGUUUGUGGAAUAAUGGCUGUGACAGUUCGUCAAGGUAACACUGCUAAAUUCUUUAACAAGACGAGUAUAGAUAUCUCCAUGAAAUAACUCGCUUAGCUAGAUCUAAACGCUUUCUAAGUAUUCUUGAAACGACAGCUUGUACACGUUUACAUGGUAAAAGUCAGACUGUCGUUUCGACAUGGCGCGUGCGGCACUAGAAAGCGUUUUCAUUCUAGCAACGCCUAUUUUUUUAAUGAUUCAAUGGAGUGACAGUAGAACCACUUGUAAUACUUGUUGAUAUAAAAAUAAUUCACAGCAUUUAGGUCUGUGGUUUGGCUUAACAACCAUUAACUAAUUUAUUGAUCAGUUCGCAUCAAGUAAGUUUAGAUAGUUCAAAUGAGUACACAGAUAUACAAUACGAUUGAAAUUAAAAGAUUAAUAACAAACAAUACAAAUAUACAGCAAUAUGCAAGUGUGGCUUUAUUCUGUCAGCAAAUUUCAGAGGUAAAGUUAUUUGACGCGAACUGUAGGGUUAGACAUCCCUACAAUAUUGUCAAUAUAGUAAUGUGUAUAGAUUGACCAGAAAAAUAAACAGCCACGCCAUUUUGCAGAAUAAAAAUUACUAAGCAGACUGAUAAAAAAUACUUGAAAAUCCAGGUUUAAUAUUUUUCUGUUCAGGCUACAUAACAGUAUGACAAACAUCUCUUAAUUACCCCUAAUAGAAAAUAUUGCCAGGGUAGUAUAAGCUGUUACAUUGGCAAUAUUGUGUGUGGAGGGGGAGCAGGAGGAAAUAACUAUAGUACGAGAUCCGACAUAAGAAAUAUAUACCCUCGUCUGUUAUUUAAUUGGGAUAAGAAAUAAAUGAUGGAAAAUAUCGUACACUAGUUAAUAGAAUAUAUCCAAAAGAAUUGAAAAAGUAAAGGUUGUCUGAUUCCACAGUAUAACUUUGGGGUUGCCAGAUAUAAACAGUUAAGUUAUGUUAUCUAUAUACUCUCAUUAGUCUAAUAUGUCAAAUGAAAGCUUAUUUUAUGCUUAAUUUAACUGUAUUAAGUUGCCUUUGAUCUAGUUCAUGGUUUCCUAGAUUUUAUAUGAAAAAUGUUGGCUGCAAUUUUACUAGGCAACGUGUCUAAUGUGUCAAUGUGAAUAUUUCUUAUCCCAAAUAUAUAACAGAUGAGGUAUAUAUUCCUUAUGCCGGAUCUUAGACUACUAUUGUAUUGGCAAUAUUGUGUGUGGAGGGGGGGGGGGGGACUAGUAUUGAAAUGGUUCUACUGUAGUAUAUGCUUAUGUUAGUGAGUUUAACAGUGCCGAAGAUAUAGCGACGCCGUAUAUACAGUGUGCGGAUGCGGGGCGCUCGUGUGCUAGUGCCCUCCGGAGAGAACGCUCAUAGACUGGCUAGUUUAAGUGAAGUGCUCGGACACUCGUGAUGGACGUGAUCAAACGUAUUUAUAAGGACAGUGAGUUUUACCACUUAGAAGGUACCGAGGUACCUGAUCGUACGUAUUCGGUGACCGACCGCGAUGCGAGUAUAGUGAAUAUAUGUGCUGUUGAACGUUCCGAGAAUAUAUUUAGUGUUGAUAGUUUAGGAUACGACUGGAUACCGAGUCGGUCGCUCGGAUACGACCGUAUGAUAAGACUUCUAUAAAUACACCCUCCUAAAUUACGCAUGUACGCUAUGAGAGUUAUAAAGAGAAAAAGAAAGUAAUAUAUGAAAGAGAUGUUUCUAUUGGGUGACAAAAAAAAUAAAAAAGUUGAUAGUUGUGUUUAUUUACCAAAAUUAACUGUGCGUUGAUUGACGUUUUUCGAUUUAUAUACAUAUGUAUAUGGAUAUUGUGAAGUCCGCCGACGAUCCGCGGCCCGCCCGGCCCGGACGUUGUUGUUCGUUUGCCACAGUGAUGCGUGAUAUUGAACUAUACUAUAUACACAAGCAAUAGUAUACACUAGACAGAAUACAUCGAAUGUGUUGUGUAGUAAAUGAUAAAUUGUAGAAAAACGAGGUCCAGAUACUUAUGACAUUGAAACCUUCACAAAGUGAUACUAUUUUGUGUCGUCACAUUAGGAACGACACAAAAAUAUAUAAUAUAAGUUCGUAGACAGAAAUAAAUAGACAGAAAGCAUCAUAUCGCAUUUAAAAAAGAGACAAAAAAAUCACACUUAGUUAUUUUACACUCAGUAUGGUUUAUUGGUGUGCCGGUAUUUUUAAAGUUAGCCCUUCUUUAUGGGAAACGACGACUGUGUGAUUAAUUAGGUCUACAGUACCAGUCUUCAACCACCAUGUCCAGAAAGGCAUUUGUCAUAUAUAAUGCAGCAGUCUAUUUUCUUCUCUGUCUAAGUUCUUUUAAACUCAGAAUACCUGAGUGGAUUGAUUAGUACCUAUUUGCAAUACUUAAAAAAGCUUUUGAUAAGAUCAAAGUUAAGAUAUAAUCCGAUAUACUGGUCUGAUUGUAUAUAGUCAUGUAUACCAGUGCUUGUGUAUAUACUCGUGUAUAUCACCUAUCAAUGUCUGCUCCGUGUUUGUUUAUAUAUAGUUUAUGUCACGCGUUAUCGUGUCCCGUCGAUUUUAGUUCCGACUCAUGUUCCAUUGUCCUGUGCCCGCGUCCCUCGAUUUAAACGAAUAAUUAUAAUUUAUUGCUGUGAUUACAUUUAUACAUGUUGAAGUAUCUUAGGUAGGCUGAGAUAAGUGUGUCUUAUUAUUAUAUAUAGAUGUUCUACUGUCGCAGUAGCUUUCAUAAUGGCGUCACCGGAUUCUCCUUUGAGUGUUUUUUGAUAGUUGAUGUUGAGUGUACAUAUACAGGGUGAUUCAUUUUCUACUAUGGUCACACUGCCCCGUAUCGAGUUUACUUUAGUCUAUGGUGGUCUCGUAAACAAAAUAUUGCUCGAGCGUGCGCGUCAUCUCUUUGACUAUGUUCGAAUUGAGACUGUCCGAGUUGUCUUGGUUUAUGUACAUCAUCCAAUCAUUUAGUUCGAUUAUUUCAUAAUUUUAAAUAAAUAUUCGUUAUAUGUAUAUUAGAAACUUGCGUUCUAAAUUCAAAAAUAUUCAAAUAUGACAGUUGCAAGACAUUUUAAACUUUUUUUUAUAUUAGAACGGGCAACUGGACUUAUUAUUGGUAAAAAUCAUCGAAUUAUUGUUAAACAAAGCCUGAAGAAAACUGAAUUGAUCAAUUCUUAUUUAACUCAGUUGUUGUAACUUUUGUAAAAUAAUUAAAGAAUUCUAUGUUAAAAUAAAUUUAUUGUUAAAAUAUGUAUGGUGUACAAUAACUUUAUUGUACGGACAGUCUCUUUUCGUAUGACUUUUCUAACUUAUUAUAAGUGUAGGAUAUGUGUAAUAUUUUUUUUAUUUAUGGGACUCUGGAUGUUUGUUGUCGCUGGUCGUCCGCUGUGCCGGGUGCUCUGGCGUCCAAUUAUACAGGAUGAUUGAUUUUCGUACCUCGUGCAAUGUAACCGUAGGUCUAUAAGCGAUGUGUAUAGGUUCAAAAGAUAAUAGAUUUGUGUCACUUGUUGUUAAACGUAGCCGUGGGGGCAGGUUUGUUUAUCCCAGUUGAUAUUUAUUCUUGAAAUGUUUUCUGUUUUUUUUUUAUAUUGAUUAUACAUUCACAUUGCGCGUACGUCGGUUUGGGCAGCUGUUAUGUAGAUACGAUGUUAAAGAUAUAGUCCCCAUACUUCUAUUAUUAUUCUGUAAAUAUAAUUUUUAAAGUUAUUUAAUAAAUAGUGAGUGCAAUCCAAAAUUAAAAUUAAAAAGGCAGCUGAUUUUUGUCCAUGUGUUUCUCUAUCGAACUAUUUGGCCGAGCUUACUAAUUGUGGGAACAAUAUUGGUAUAGUAUUAAAGUAAAUGAUAGUACACGUGCGCGCAAUGUGAUGUCCAAGGAAUCUGUCCCCAUUUGUACUGUAAGCGAGGAUUCACACGGCAUUGUAUUGCACGUCGUUUUGACGUAUACGUAUUUAACGAAUAUAUAGUGGCAUAUACGUUGUUCAUAGAUCCUUUCACACGAUGUUAAAUACUGCUAAAAAAGUCGGUUUACUGGCGAUAGUUGAACGUGACAAGUCAGAAUAUACUUUAUUUAUUGUUAAAAGUUCGCAACCCUAGAGCGAGGGAACGACGCAUGACGUCAUCUUUUUUCGAGUGUGCAGCCAGCUCUAUCGAAUUGUAAGACGUUAUUAUUACUUCAAAUAUUGGUUGUCUAUAAAGUGGACGAUUUUUUAUGUGAUAACGUCAUAAGAAAACAAGCUAAGGUCAUCGUGCUUUUCUAUAGUUUGUUCUGUACUCUCUGUGACACUUUUUUGUGCGUACAGCCGACGUUCAUCGAAUUAUGAGUCGGUGUCACGUCAAAAACGUAUGGCCAUAUAUAUGUUUAGACGUAUAUGAUGAAAAAUCGUGCACUACUUUGCCGUGUGAACGUAGCGUAAGAGUCAAUCACUACAAACGCGUCACACUAUGGUAAAUAAACUGCCCACUAUACACAAAUUUAUUACACAUACGAAUUGCCUUAUUUCACGUUACCUGUACUGCGUACCUACAUUGUUGAAUGGAAUAUCAUAGUAUAUAGAGCCUAAAAUUAAUCGAUCUCAAUUACCCGUAAGCGUUGUUGAAGCAUAAAUUAAGCGUGUUUUCCGUUUUAUCGCUGGGCAAUUUGAUAUUUGAACCCCGUGACGACUUCCCGCGAUGGCCCGGACUCUCGAUGAUUGAACUGCGGUUUGACGUCAUACUAACAAAUGACGUCACAUCCGUUGAAGAUCAUAGAGAAUCAGUACUCUUAGUACGAGAUUGCAUUUUUAGUGUCGAUUCUACUAUUGAAAUAUUGAAGUCUUAUUCGUGUUAUUUAACAAAAGUUCGUUUUUAAAAUGACGAAUCUAGUUCAAGUAGAAACAUUGAAUGAAAUAAAUACAUUUGUGAUUGUUUGGAAAGGUUUAAUUGCAAUCCCGCACUGAGGGCACCUACAGGGCUCAGUAGUGUCUUGUACAGUGUCCGUCGUUACAUUCGAUGUUGUUGGCGUCUCGCGAGCGAAUCGCGCGUCUAUUAGGUGUACAUUAAUCACCGCUCGCCUAUCUUCACCAUCCAUUAACAUUUAAUGCGAUUAAGAUAUAAAUUUAAGUAUCUGUCUGGUGCGUGUUGAAUGUGUCUUCUUUACAUGCCACUAAGUGUGUUGUAAAUUUACAUGAUACGUAUGCCUGAGGUUUUUGGAAGCAUUUCUUAAUAUACGUAUAAAGAAUUCAGUAAGACGAUCGAGCUUGCACCGCGGACCGCGUGCUAGUCCGCUUUUUAAUACAUCUUUUCGACUUGUAUAUAAUUUUAUUGUAGCAGUAGGGGAUCUCUAAAAUAAUUAACGAAGCACAAACGUCACUGGAGUGUCUUACGUCCUGUGUGCGCAGGGGCGAAUCGACAACACACACUGCCAUUAUGCGUAUGUUCAUGGUGCGUGUAUGAAUGUGGUCAUAGCGGAUUUUAUAUGACACCAUUGAGUAUCUAGGGUUAUAUGUCUAGGUGGGUUAGGGGUUAUACGUCACAUAAUGCUAUAAUUAUAACUGAGAUGCGUCAUACGCCGGUAAGCGCUCGAACCGCUGGUGUACGCUCUGAGAACGUGUGAAUAUAUUAUUUAUUAAAUAACUCACAGGAUUCGAUAAAUAUAUUAAAUCAAACACAGAAUUCACAGACGUUGUAGGGGCACCCCCAGGGGUCCAUUCACCCGCUGAGUGUCAAAUUCUCAAACAAAUAGAGGUUAAAUUCGACACUCAGCGGCUGAAUGAUCCCCUGGGGAUGUCCUUAUAACGUAUAUGAAUAAUGAGUGCGCCGGACGCGUGUAUAUCACUCGUUGCAUAGCGUACCCAGUAUAUACUUUGCAUCUCAAGUUUGUGACAAAUAAUACUGCCAUUCGAUAAGUAAAUUGUUAUACAUCAUUUGACGCGUAGGGAAUCAUAACGGAUAGCUUCGUAGUUUACGGAACCCGUCGGUGCAUAGCCGGUCGUAUUUGAUACAUAUUAUUCAAUUUCGAAAUUGUAAUAGAUUUAUUAAGUACGUAAUAAUCUCACACGAGAAAUUAAUAAGUAAAUACCCUAAUAUAAUUUGUGUCUUUAGCUGAUAAUGGAAUAGUACGAAAAUAAGUUUAUAUCGCUCGAAAGGCGUGGCGCGAGUGAUCGCGCGCGCGGUGAGAAGGGCCGGGACGAGUGUGAGAGUCGACAGCGCGAAGUUGAUGGACCGGUUGCCCUUUGCCUUCAACUCUAUUUAUUUGUGUAUCGGAAGCGAGUACAGCAGGGCAAUUCUGUAACGAUGGUUUGCAUAACUCGCUAGUGCGAAUUCACCUCUCUGUUUAACACGACACUAUAGAAUGAGAAAGAUAUAAGUGAAUUCGAAAUUCGCACUUUCGAGUUGUAUAAGGUAUCGUUACAGAAUAGCCCCCCAGAAGUGACCAACGUGGCACGUCCAGUCGGUGUACGACUUGUACAUAGAUACCCUUUAGAUUCUAUUUGUCAUAUGUUUGACAUAUGUUUAAUUUUAUUCAUCUAAGAAAGUACAGAUGGCUGUUGUUAUUUUUAUAUUAUUUGGGUAGAAGUAUAUUUUUUUGUAAAUGACCUCUGUAUUUAUCUUUUCUAAGCUUUGUAAGCCGUAGGAAAUUAGAUUAAUAUUCGAGCUACGAACAUUGUGAUCGACACUCGAUUGCAUUGGAUUUGUAUUUACUGAGAUAUUUUUGUUCUGCGUAUAUGAUAAUUGAUUAAUAAUUAUUGUUCGUUCGGACAGAUUUUUCUUAAUAAUUUUUUUUGUUACUUCAGAGUGCAAUAUGUACAAAUAUUUACAUAUAAAAUAUUAAUUGUACAGUCAAUUUUUUUAGUUUUAAUGUGUCAACGCAAUAUCCUUCGCUACUCAUUCGUUGAAUGUACACCGGGAAGCAUAAUAAGUUAUAUCACAAGUGAGCCGAUGGGCCCACUGCCACUACCGCGUUUUUCUAAUACUUAAGCGAUUAAUUUUAUAAUAGUUCGGACUAGGUGAUCUUUGUAUUUAAAUUUGCUAAUUUUUUGUAGCAGAUUAGAUUUGUUUACUUGGAUAAGAUGAAUAAUGUACAUUUUGAAUUGAUUUUAAAGUGAUUUAGUUGUUAUUUAGUGACGAAUUUUUCUUAGGUGUAACUGGCAGCCUCGUGGCCAGUCCACUGAUACCAGUGUGAUUUGUGCAAUGUCCAUUAGAAAAAUUGUAUACAUACAUACGUGCGCCCCCAGGCGCGCCUCGCCUCCCCCGCCUCGGCCACAGACACGCAGACAGAUAGAAUAUACAUACAAUUCAUUCAAAAUUUUCAUUUAAAUUCACAGAAGUUGUGUAGGACAUUAACUUUUGUGUACUAACUUUUAAUUUGUAAUGACUUGUAUAGUGCAUCUAAUGUACAUAUAAAUGUUAUCAAAACAGAUCUGAAAAUCCGAUUUUUACCAAGUGGUCUUUGCGGACGGUUUCUGAAUCUUAAGAUAGCUUUUUUUUAAAAUUACUAUUCUGUAAAUAGUCAAUAACAGUUUCUUUAUCAGACUUCUUGAAAGCAUAACAAAAAUGUUUGGAUAUAUUCUAUCUGUGCUUGUGUAAGAUACCUACAACUUCCGUUACUGAAUUGAAGUCUUUUUCGAAUAGACGUACCUAAGUUUACGUACUAGUUUUAAAUUCGGAAGUUGUUGGUGGUCUAGUGUUGUACUUUGAGUUGAGGCGGAACGGGAGGGACUGUUUCUUCUACUCCUUAUUAAUCUAGUGCCACGGCGAAUGAUUUUGGAAGGCUGAUUUUACAUGUUAAGAGCCCAUUCCGAUUUUGUGGAAAAGUUUUGUAUAUCAUUUCUCGAUUCUUCAAUGUCCGCAGUUAACUAUAUUUUAUUCCCUUCCUUUUGCCUCGGCGAAACCCUCUUUUUUAUGUAUAAUUUAACAAACGGUGAAGCGAAUUAGAUAUAGGGAACAGACAUGAUGAUAUGUUAAAAUUUUAGAGUCAACUUUUAUAAAAGAUAAAAACUACAAAACAAACGUGAAAAGGUGUGUACAAAACGAGGAAAUUUGUAUGAAACAUUGUUAUGCGAAUAAACUUACACCUCAAUAUAAAAAUA